Molecule: messenger RNA, 1719 nt
Organism: Lathyrus oleraceus (garden pea)
Lineage: Eukaryota; Viridiplantae; Streptophyta; Magnoliopsida; Fabales; Fabaceae
Product: type I inositol polyphosphate 5-phosphatase 4
Exons: 6
Coding region: 251-1495 (414 amino acids)
Biological process (GO): phosphatidylinositol dephosphorylation
Molecular function (GO): inositol-polyphosphate 5-phosphatase activity; phosphatidylinositol-4,5-bisphosphate 5-phosphatase activity; phosphatidylinositol-3,4,5-trisphosphate 5-phosphatase activity
Source: RefSeq, a predicted model, not a curated record
UUGGCUUAAAAUAUAUAUGUCCCUUAUUUUCCUUCUUGUGUUCAACGCUCAAAGAACCAAUUCCAUCUUAAGCUAUACCUUCUUUUGUCACUUCCUAUUGUUGCUAUAAGGCGAUUAACACUAUGAUAUCAUUUUUCAUCUUAUAACUCAAUUAUAUUUAAAUAAUCUUUUAGAUGAAUUAUUACCUUUUUCCUUCUUGUCAUAGAUAUUGGUGUUAAUGUCUUUGUGAGCUUCUAAAAUCUCAUAAACCAUGGAGUUGAAGAACCAAAAUUCAAGAUAUAAGAGACUAUUGAAUUGGUUCACCACUAAGCAAAAGGAAAAUUCAAAAAAUAUUUCUCUUCAGUCAUUGGAAUUUGAUUCAUGCAUUUCAACAAACAAUUUAAGAAUCUUUGUAGGUACUUGGAAUGUUGCUGGAAGAUCUCCUAUAGGAAGUUUAGCUGUUGAUUUGGAUGAGUGGUUGAAUCUCAAGAAUUCUGCAGAUAUAUACGUUCUUGGGUUUCAAGAGAUAGUACCUUUGAAGACAUUAACAGUUAUAGGAGCAGAGGAUUCAUCUGUAGCAACAAAUUGGAACAAUCUCAUAGGAAGAACACUAUCAUAUAAUGAAAACUCUCACCAAGAUAUUGGAGAAAGCAACAAGAAAAAGUACAAGAUGGUAGCAAGUAAAAAGAUGGUUGGAGUAUUCAUAAGUGUGUGGUUAAGAGAACAAGUCUUGGAAAAAUAUAGUGUUUCAAAUGUGAGAGUUUGUUCCGUUGCAUGUGGUGUUAUGGGUUAUUUAGGAAACAAAGGUUGUGUGGCAGUUAGUAUGUUGAUUGAAGGGACAAGUUUUUGUUUUGUUGUAGCACAUUUAGCUUCUGGAGAAAAGAAAGGUGAUGAAGGUAGAAGAAAUCAUCAAGUUGAUGAGAUUUUUAGGAGAACAUCUUUUCCUAGAACAUCAAAACAUCAUCAAAAUCCUCUAACAAUCUUAAGCCAUGAUCGCAUAUUUUGGUUUGGGGAUUUGAACUAUAGACUAUACUUGAAAGACCAUCUUGCUAGACAUUUAAUAAGAAAACAAGAUUGGAAGGGUUUGCAAGAGUUUGAUCAACUUCAAAAAGAGUUAGAAGAAGGAGGAGUUUUUGAGGGUUGGAAAGAAGGUAACAUUGAAUUUGCUCCAACAUAUAAAUAUGCAUCUUCAACUAGCAAUAUCUAUUGUGGGGGUGGCCUUCCAAGUAGGUCAGGGGAAAAACAAAGAACACCAGCAUGGUGUGAUAGAAUUCUAUGGUAUGGUAAAGGAGUUGAGCAACUUCAUUAUAUUAGAAGUGAAAGCAAAUUCUCUGAUCAUCGUCCUGUUUCAGCACUUUUCUCAACACAAAUUGAAAUCAAAUCAUCCACUAGAGGACUUGUGGAACUGGAACAUGAGUCUUCAACAAUUUUGUAUCCUAAUCAUGUCGUGAUUAAAGGAAAAGAAGACGAAAACUCAACCUCAUUGUCAUUGUUAAUGAAGAAUGUACAAGGUUAAUAAUACAAGCAAAUAAUAUUUAGAUUAUAACUAAGGAUGAUAAAUGUUUCCUGGUUAUGGUAAUUAGGAAAGUGACAAAUAAUUGCUUCUCUAAAAAGCCAAUGAUUUUUAUUUUUGUGGAGAUCAAGAAUUGUAGGAAGGUUAAGGUUAGACUCCAAAAUGUGGUUAAUACAAUGUUCAAAAUCAAGAUUAAUCUAAUAAUAAUAUAAAAGAUUUAAUGGAUA